Molecule: messenger RNA, 4300 nt
Organism: Pteropus alecto (black flying fox)
Lineage: Eukaryota; Metazoa; Chordata; Mammalia; Chiroptera; Pteropodidae
Gene: CSPP1
Product: centrosome and spindle pole associated protein 1
Exons: 30
Coding region: 1-3639 (1212 amino acids)
Biological process (GO): positive regulation of cytokinesis
Cellular component (GO): spindle pole; centrosome; microtubule
Source: RefSeq, a predicted model, not a curated record
AUGGCGGAUAAUUUGGAUGAAUUUAUUGAAGAGCAAAAAGCCAAAUUGGCCAAAGAUAAGGCAGAAUUGGAAAAUGACCCACCUUACAUGGAAAUGAAGGGAAAGGCAUCAGAGAAGCUUUCUGAAAACAGUAAAAUAUUAAUCUCCAUGGCUAAAGAAAACAUACCACCAAACAGUCAACAGACCAGGGGUUCCUUAGGAAUUGAUUAUGGAUUAAGUUUACCACUUGGGGAAGACUAUGAACGGAAGAAACAUAAACUAAAAGAAGAAUUGCGGCAAGAUUACAGGCGCUAUCUUACUCAGGGUAUUACAGAAGCAAAAAGAAAGAAAAAUUUUCUAUCUACGAGUGAAACAGAUCCAUCUACUCUGGGAGUUUCUCUUCCAAUUGGUGAGAGGUUAUCUGCCAAGGAAAGGUUGAAACUCGAACGCAACAAAGAAUACAAUCAAUUUCUCAGGGGUAAGGAAGAAUCCACUGAAAAGUUCAGACAGGAAGAAAAGAGUAAUGAGCACAAGAGUCAAAGAAAUAAAAAACCUAUUAAUCAGGUUAAACCUGAUUUACCUUCACAAGUAAAAACAUCUCGUGAAAAUUCAGAAGGUCCUAGGAGAGAUGUCUUAACGCCUUCAGAGGCAUACGAACAGCUUCUAAACCAAAGACGACUAGAGGAGGACAGGUAUCGACAACUAGAUGAUGAAAUUGAAUUAAGAAAUAGAAGAAUUAUUAAAAAAACUAAUGAAGAAGUGGGCAUUUCCAAUAAAAACCAUCAAAGGUUUGCCAGUAGGGUCGACAUUCCAGGUAGAAGAUUUCACAGGUUUAAUGAGGAUCGUGAUUUUGAUGGACAGUUUUACAGACCAGACCAAGAUCCCGAAGUAAGUGAAGAAAUGGACGAGAGGUUUAGAUAUGAAAGUGAUUUUGAUAGAAGACCUUUGAGAGUAUAUACAGAUAACAGGACGUACGGGAACAGACAAGGGAAUGCGCCUGCUGUGGAGCAUGGUGGUGAUGUCACAGAACGGUCAGACAUACGAAUUUCAUCUGCUGGAGGUAAAAGGACUCAAGACAACGAUCCAUCCAAAUCGACUAACCAAUACAUCUGUAGUCCUUUUGCGGGGAUGCUCUUUGGAGGUGAAGAUCGAGAAACUAUUCAGAAAAGGAAAGAGAAAUAUAGACUAGAACUAUUGGAACAAAUGGCUGAACAACAGAAGAACAAAAGACGAGAAAAGGAUUUGGAACUCAGGGUCGCAGCUUCUGGAGCACAAGACCCUGAGAAAUCGCCUGAUAGACUAAAGCAGUUUAGUGUGGCACCACGACACUAUGAAGAAACGAUACCACCCGAAAGACCCAGAGUAGCUUUCCAGACACCUCUCCCUCCUUUGUCCACCCCAUCUGCCCCUCCCGUCCCACCUCAAAACGAAGAUCUGCACAGUGGACUCAGCAGCACCCUUGGUGAAAUGGUGGCUCCCAGGGUUGCACCUCUGCCUCCACCUCCCAUCCUACCACCUUUGGCUACUAACUAUCGAACUCCCUAUGAUGAUGCAUACUAUUUUUAUGGAGCCAGGAAUACUUUGAAUCCCAGUCUUGCUUACUAUGGUUCAGGAAUGGUGGGAGUACAGCCUGCAGCUUAUGUUAGUGCACCUGUCGUCCCCCAGCCAGCACAACCUCUUAUGAACACGGUUGGACAGAAUGAAUUGAAAAUUACAAGUGAUCGAGCAGUAAAUUCUGGCUUGUUUUUUGAGGAUAAACCAAAGCCUUCUAAACAGUCACUUCAGUCUUACCAGCAAGCUUUGCAGCAGCAGAUUCGGGAAAGAGAAGAAAGAAGGAAGAAGGAACGUGAGGAAAAGGAAGACUACGAAGCGAAGCUGGAAGCGGAAAUGAGAAGCUACAACCCCUGGGGAAAAGGCGGAGGUGGAGCCCCGCUCAGGGACGCCCAGGGAAACCUGAUAACUGAUUUGAAUAGGAUGCACAGACAAAAUGUAGAUGCCUACCAUAACCCAGAUGCAAGAACAUACGAAGAUAAAAGGGCUGUUGUAGCUCUAGACCAAAAUUUAGCCACUUCAAAUGCUGAGAACCUAGAAGAUUCUACAAAUAAAAACUCAGGUUGUGUACAGACACAGAGCUCUCCUUUUGCUCGGGGAAAUAUAUUCGGUGAGCCUCCAACUGAACUUCAGAUUAAACAGCAAGAAUUAUACAAGAAUUUUCUUCGUUUUCAGAUUGAGGAAAAGAAACAAAGAGAGGAAGCAGAGCGAGAGAGACUGAGAAUCGCAGAAGAAAAAGAAGAAAAACGGCUGGCGGAACAGAGAGCGCGAAUCCAGCAAGAGUAUGAAGAGGAACAGGAAAAGAAAAGGGAGAAAGAGGAGGAGCAAAGGCUAAAAAAUGAGGAGCUUAUUCGGUUAGCUGAAGAAAGACGAAAAGAAGCAGAAAGAAAGAAGAAAGAAGAAGAGGAAAAACAUAACCUGCAGCUUCAGCACUACUACGAAAGAGAGAAUGUACCUGGGCCAGAAUCGAAGCACUUGAGACAGCCUUCUCCUGUGGUUCCUGCUCUUCAGAACAAAAUUGCCAGCAAACUCCAAAGACCUCCUUCAGUUGACAGCAUUAUAAGUUCCUUUAUUCAAGAGCGGUCCGUGUCCAGGGCGCAGUCUCCUCCGGUGCCUGCCAGGAAGAACCAGCUCCGUGCAGAGGAGGAGAAAAGAAAUGUAAUUAUGGAAUUGUCGGAAAUGAGGAAGCAGCUCCGCAGUGAGGAGCGGCGUCUGCAGGGGCAGCUGCUGCGCGUGGACGACGACGAAGCCCGCUCGAGGAAAAGAGAAAGGAACCCCAUGGACAUAUUUGACAUGGCUCGACAUCGGUUGCAAGCACCUGUGAGAAGACAGUCGCCGAAGGACGUCGACACCACUGCUUUUCAGAAUAUUCUUGACUUCAACGAGCUGAAAGAUAGAGAUUCAGAAACACGAGUUGAUCUGAAAUAUAUGUACCCGGAUCCUCCAAGAGAUCAUUACACCUUAGAGAUUCAGCAGCAAGCCCUGCUGAGAGAGCAGCAGAAGAGACUGAAUAGACUGAAAAUGCAGGAAGGCGCCGGAGUGAACUUGGCUGCUGUUCCAAGCACUAAAAUACAAGACCACGGAAUGCCCAGAGAUGACACUAACGACUUGAAAAAUUCCUUAUUGGAAUCCGAUAGUGCUUUUAUUGGUGCUUAUGGUGAGACGUAUCCCGCCUUGGAAGAGGACGCCCCGCUCCCGCCGUCACAGCUGCCCUCUGCAAGGGAGCGCAGGAGGGACAAACUGAAAGGGCUGGACUUUGACAGCAGUCGUCCGAAUGCUCCGCCAGAUGGUCUCUCGUUAAAAUCUGUAUCCAGUAUAAAUACCGAUCAGAUUAGAAUGAGAAAUGAGGAACGAAUGCGAAGACUGAAUGAACUUCAGAGUAAACCUAUUAAUACAGACGACGAGAGUUCACUGGUUGACCCUGAUGACAUCAUGAAGCAUGUGGGUGACGACAGAUCAAACUCUGUAGCAACUGAACCCUGGCUCCGCCCGGGCACCUCGGAAACGCUGAAACAGUUCGUGGCCGAGCAGCUGAAGCAGGAGCAGCCGCGGGGGCCUGGGAAACCUGGCCCUUUCAGCUGGCAGGGCCUGUCCACCGCGCAUGGUUAAUAAACCUGGGCUGGACCCAGCAGUGCCUUGAAGGUAAAAGGAAUGUUAAAUCUGAACCUUUAAUAACAUGUGCUCCUUUGUUCCCUACCCGGAAGUUACUAACGUUCCAUCUGCGAAUAGGUGUAUUUUUUCCACGAUGAUGUAUAUAAUGUAUAUUAUGUACAUAAAUAAAAGGACAUGAUUAUUAAUUUAUAAUAUAGGAUUUUAUAGAAUUAUUUUUGCACAAUUUUGCCAUAACUUAGGGUGGUGAUGAAGUCUUGGAAUCAACUACCAUAUGUGCAUUAUUAUAAAUUCUGCUUGUAAGAUAAGGUGAAUAAAGCACAAGUGUCUUUAACAGUGCUGCAAAAUCAGAAACCAUUAUAUAUAUAUUUGCUAUUGUUUCUGCUGUUCAAAAUAAUUCACUAGUAAAUACUUGUUGUAGCUGUGAACAUUCCAGUUGCGAUGUAAUGAAUCAAAUGUACUAGUUAUUUCCAAGUCAUUUACAGCUACUGAUUCAGUAUAAAUGAUGGGAAUCAUCGUAAUUGGUUUUGUUCCCAUGAGCCAUGGGAACUCACGACGUUACAUUUUUCUGCCUCUUUGUGCCAAUGAAGGCAUGCAUUAAGUUUACUAAUUUAUAUGAUUUAACUACUUCUUGAUAGAAAUAAAUUAUUUUUAUUACCAA